Molecule: messenger RNA, 1518 nt
Organism: Pistacia vera
Lineage: Eukaryota; Viridiplantae; Streptophyta; Magnoliopsida; Sapindales; Anacardiaceae
Product: receptor like protein 21-like
Exons: 1
Coding region: 1-1518 (505 amino acids)
Molecular function (GO): protein binding
Source: RefSeq, a predicted model, not a curated record
AUGGGUGAAAUUACAAGGAUGGAUUUGUCCAACAACCAUUUUUCAGGAGAGUUACCAUCUGAUUUUCUAACUGGUUGCUUCUCAUUGGAAUUUUUGAACUUGUCAAACAACAAUUUUAAUGGGCAAAUAUUUCCUCAAUAUAUGAACAUGCCUGACUUGAGGUACAUAUAUUUGAACAAUAACAACUUCAGUGGAAAAAUCGGAAAAGGAUUACAAAAUUUUACAUAUUUAGAAGCCUUAGAUAUCUCCAACAACAAGGUAUCUGGUCAAGUUCCCAAUUGGAUAGGAAACUUUUCAAACCUCCAGUUUCUUCUAAUGUCAAAAAACCUUCUAGAAGGAAAUAUUCCUGUUCAAUUAAGCAAGUUGUCAUUCCUUAUCAUUUUAGAUGUCUCUGAAAAUAAGUUGACCGGGCCCAUUACAUCUUUUUCUAAUUUUUCAUCUAUCCAAGAGUUGUUCAUGCAGAAGAAUGCUUUCACAGGGCCAAUUCCAAAGUCACUUUUUAGAAGCUCUAAAUUAUUGAUGCUCAAUUUGAGGGACAACCAAUUUUCAGGAAGUAUUCCUAAUUUGAUCAUUAAGCAUUCAAGUUUACGUGUUCUUCUUUUGGGAGGCAAUCACUUGCAAGGUCCUAUACCUAGUCAGUUAUGUGAAUUAAGAAGCCUGAGCAUCUUAGAUCUUUCCAAUAAUAGACUUAAUGGAUCAAUACCUUCAUGCUUUAGUAGGAUGAUAUUUUGGAUAGGACAAAGUGAUAUUCAUAAUGAGUAUAGGUCAAUUGGUUUGGCACCUGGGCUACUGUAUAUGAAUUAUGAUUCAUAUCACUACAAUUCCAUUUUGUCAUUGAGUUUGACUGAAGAUGUUUUUCCAUAUUCAUAUCAUUCCUUUGAAGUGAAUUUUUUGACAAAGAAUAGGUACGAUUCUUACAAGGGUGACAUUCUUAACUUUAUGAGUGGAAUGGAUUUGUCAAACAAUGACUUAUUUGGAGAUAUCCCUUCAGAAAUCGGAGACCUUCAAGGAAUCAAAGCAUUGAAUUUGUCCAAUAAUUUAUUGUCAAGAUCCAUACCAAAGAGUUUUUCCAAACUUAAGAAUAUAGAAAGCUUAGAUCUUUCCCAUAAUAAAUUAAGCGGCCAAAUUCCUCGACAAUUGACCGAGUUAACCCAGUUAGCUGUCUUCAAUGUGUCGUACAACAACUUGUCUGGGUUGACUCCUAAUGAACGUCAGUUUGCUACCUUUGAUCAAAGCAGUUAUAUAGGUAAUUCUGAUCUAUGUGUUACCCUAAUCAAUAAGAGCUGCACCAGUGUGCCAACUCCACCCUUGUUACCAUCCAAUGGAGAAGAAGGAGAAGAAUCUGCAAUUGACAUGGUGGCAUUUUAUUGGAGUUUUUUUGGAUCAUAUGUCACUAUCAUAUUGGGGUUAUUGGUGAUUCUUUGGAUCAACUCACAUUGGCGUAUGCUAUGGUUUUAUUUUAUUGGUGAAUGCAUUGAUUUUUGCUUUUAUUGGCUUUCAAAAUAUGUAUCAUGCUAG